GGAAGCGAGUGUGCGAUGAGGGAGGAAGUUUGUGGGCGUGAGUUACUGUGCCUUGUUUACCCGUGUGUUGUAUUUUUAACUUGAUAUUGAAAGACACGCCGUGUUACGAAAUGUGCGUAGUUUGUUGUCAAGACACUGUCAUCUAAUCCAAGGAAAUGCAUUUUGCAGAAUCAACAACUUAGAAAUUUUUCUUUUUGUUUUGUUUUUUUGGGGAGUAAGUAAGACACUACGAGAAAGGGAAAAUAAAGACGCUGAAUAGUUAUCACAGUGCUUCACUCUUCGUUUGGAUGAUUCACUGGGAAGUGCGAUGCACACUGGCAUGUCGAGGAUGAGAGGACUGUAUUUAUAAACAUGACUUCUGUGUGGAAAAGACUGCAGCGAGUUAACAAGAGAGCAGCAAAAUUUCAGUUUACUAUUUCCUAUCACCAGCUAACGUUAGAGACUACUUCGAAAUGGAAGCCAACAAAAUUAAGUGUUGUAUGGACUCGCCGAAGUCGACGUGUUGUAACAGAGCCCUUGGCGUGGGAACCAACCAUGAAAGAUCCACUACGUGGUGUUGUCGUGUGGGCAGUUCCAGAGAAUAAAGAAAUUACAGUAACAUUAUUCAAAGAUCCAAGAACACAGGAACUGGAAGACAAGGACUGGACUUUUCUAGUUGAAGAUGUUCCAGCAACUGGCAAACGUCGUCAGUUGGCAGCAACAAAUAUUAACAUGCGCAAAUAUGCCAGUGUAGACUCCAAGCAGAGUCAUUUGAACAUGACUUUGAAACCAGUAACUAAGAAAAUUGUUGGUGCCACGUUGGAGGCAACACUAUUUUGUGUUCUUGUCCGGGAAGGGAAAGCCACAGAUGAAGAUAUGCAGAGUAUGGCGAGCCUGAUGAGUAUGAGUGACAUAGCACCUCUUGAAGAUUUUGAGGAUGAGGAGGAAGAUAGUUCAAAACUUCAGGAAGUGGCGGAUCUUGCAAAUCAGAUUGACUUGUUGACUAAUAGUUUGAGUGAGUCAGAAUUUGCUAGCACACCCAUCAGUGUUGCAAGUUUGUCCUCCUAUAUUAAAGAUGAAACAACACCUAUAGCAUCUGAAAAUAUGAGCUUCAUGGGGGACUCAGUAGUUACAGGGAUUCCAGAUGUUGUCGCUGAACUCGAUAAAAAGAGUGAUGAUGCAAGAAGCAAAAGCAUGAUUGAAAGCAGUACUCAUGGUGCCCCACAAGAGACCCUGGAAAUUCAAGAAAAGGAGAGUACUCCCAAAAGAAAGUUGAGCCUGAAUUUGCAGCCUCUGAAUUUUGAGCAGGGUGAACGAAAAUCUCCAAAACUUGCAGAAACCACUCCAGGCCAAGACCUAUUGGAAUGGUGCAAAGAGGUAACCCAAGAUUAUCCUGGAGUGAAAGUGACCAAUCUAACAACAUCUUGGAGGAAUGGCAUGGCCUUCUGUGCUGUUAUACAUCAUUUCCGUCCAGAUCUUAUAGAAUUUGAUUCACUCUCCACUCAUGAUGUGAAAGGAAAUUGUAAGAAAGCAUUUGAGGCUGGUGAAGCCCUGGGAAUACCAAAGGUGAUUGAACCAGGAGACAUGGAUUUGUUAACAGUGCCAGACAAGUUGGCAGUAAUGACAUAUUUAUAUCAGUUGAGGGCCCAUUUCACAGGCCAUGAACUGGAAGUGCAGCAAAUUGGGAAAACAACUGAUGAAUCUUCAUACAUGGUUGGUCGUUUCAAUACGGAUACUGACACGGAUGUCACAGUCCAGCUGUUUGGCCAAGAAAUUAUGAAUCUCCGCAAACGGGAAACAGCAGAGCGAAAUCAGCAGAACAGGUCUUCGUACAGGAGGUCUGCUUCAAUUGAUUCGGAAGGAACAGGUGACAGUGAAGGAAACAAAAGUGCAGUUCUUUCCCCAAAGACAGCUCGGCAGAACUCUUUACUUAGGCUCCGGUUACCACUUGUGUCUGGUGACUCUGGGGACAAUUCAGAAAAGUCUCCAACAUCGGUAAAAGAUGUCAAAGACAAAAUUCUUGCCAGCUCAAAGAGUAUAAUUGGAAAAGUUUUGUCCCCUACCAAGGACAAAUUUAAUAGAGAAAAGAGUAAAUCUCCAGUAGCAAAUACUCAGCGUCCAGUACUUAUGACAAGGCGUCAACUGACUGAUCCGUUUGCAUCAGAUGAAGAAGAUGAGAGUCCCAAAAAUGAUGGCGAAGAAAAGAAAUCUCCAACAAAUACGGUGUCCCUCUAUCGCUUGUCACAAGACAAUCAAUCUGUUAAAUCAUAUGACACGAAGAUGAACAAAGAGAAUCCAGACUUGCAGGACCAGCCUGCUUCACCAGCCCAUAGUGAACCACUUACACGGCAUCAAAUUCUAACACGUCAUGAUGAAUUGAGAGAGCGUGCUCGUCAGCUCCUGGAACAAGCCAGAAGAGAAGUAACAAUUCGUGGGACUAACAGCCAUUUAACAGUUCAGUCACCAGUCAAGGAUGAUGAGGAGAGGCAGCAACAGUUACGAGAAAGAGCACGAAAGCUUAUUGCUGAAGCAAGAAUGGGUGUUGUUCCUACUUCACCAAAUGAGUUUAACAGCAAAGUCACAGGUGCUAGUGACAAUAGUCCUUCUAGGGAGAAUGAAAAGUCUGAUGACCAGAAUAAUGUUUUGUCACGGACCUUGGAGAGAAUGAAAGAUUCACCUCCAGUGCAAUCACCAGAGCAUAAAGAUGAACAGAAUGGUAACAUCACACCAUGGAGUCCAACGAAAAGUCCGACUAGUCCCACAAAGGUUUUGGAGACCUCUGAUAAUAGUCAUGUUGCACAAAAUAUUAUGGAUGAAGCAAACACUAAUAAACCAGCGAUAUCACCACUUCAUUCAUUCUCUGCUCUUAUGGAUAGAAUUUCACCAGAAAAGUCUCCAGACGCUCAUCAAAGAGGGUGUGGAAAGGAUGUAAAUAACUACAUACAGAAUGAACUGGAAGCAUUAGAACGAGAGCAGAAACAAAUAGAUAAACAGGCUGCAUUGCUUGAAAAAGAUCUACGGAAGGUAAUGGAAGCAGGUAAUGACAGGGAAAGAGAAGAAAUACUUAUGUCUAAAUGGUUCACAUUAGUCAACAAGAAAAAUGCGUUGCUAAGGAGGCAAAUGCAGCUGAAUAUCCUUGAGAAAGAGGAUGAUCUAGAAAGAAGAUCUGAGCUGUUAAACAGAGAACUUCGCAGUAUAUUGGCGAUUGAAGAGUGGCAGAAAACAGAAGAGCAGAAGGUGCGUGAAAAUUUGCUGUUAGAUGAGCUGGUAACCAUUGUAAACAAGAGAGAUGAGCUUGUCCAUCAUUUGGACACCCAAGAAAGAGCUAUUGAAGAUGAUGAUGAAAUUGAGAGAGAUGUUAGCAGAGUUGGAAUUGGCCAACAAAACCGAAAUUGUGUAAUUCAGUGAAACGUCGCUCCUAUAAUAUAGAAGACUGUAUAUACAUAUAUGGCUGUCAUCAAAAUAUUGUGCUGCCAAAGAUCACCAUAGUCAUCAUCAUAUCGCUGCCGUGUGCUCCUUGCUGGGUCUUGUUUUUACACUUUUUUAAAAAUUGUACUCCAUUAUGUAAUAAGAACACAAGUGUGUAUAUGUGCGACUGUUGUGGCUACCUAGAAAUUAAUUUGUGUUCUCUGUUUUUGUUGUUAUUUCUUUUGGAUAUGUGCAGAUUCUGUCUUGGCACAAUCACCCAAAUCCCACUUUGUUUCUUGGAAAUACAGAGAGAUGUUGAAGUGCACAAUGAGUCUGCUUGCAUGUAAUUGGCAGAGACUGUGAUUUAUUUUGUGACACCGAAGGCUUUCCCGGCGUAAUAACUGAUAAUAUUCUUCUCUGGUGUGCAGCCGGAUCAUAAUGUCAUCUUGACACGGUCCAACUGGCCGUCAUCUUCAGAUGAGAGUGCUGGUACACGAUCUCACCGGAACUGACUUCUCAGCGCAUGCGGCGGCCCCUAUAAAGGCCGCAGAAGGCCCACAACGCGUGUGCAAGAAGGUGCCGUAACUGCCCUCUAGCGCAAGUAGCCUUUAUAGGGACCGCCGCUUGCGCUGAGAAGUCAGUUCCGGCGAGAUUGUGUACCAACACUCUCACCUGAAGAUGGCGGCCAGUUGGACCACUGAAAUAUUGUGUCAAGAUGACGUUAUGAUCUGACUGCACACCCGAGAAGAAUAUUAUGUGACUUAUUUUAUUUGUAUGUGCUGCAUCAGAUUUCAUGUGUAAUACUUUUGUGUACAGAAAUGCUGGUCUGUUUGUUAAUUUGUGUUAGGCCUUUUCUAUUUUUUAAUGUUGCUGCUGCCCUGUCAGACACAUGUGAUUUACAUGGUUGUGCUUUGUCAAAUACUUUCUAAAAUCAACAUAGUCAUAAAAUGCAGUUAAUACAAAAGAAAUGGCUUAGUUAAGGGGACAAGCAAGUCACUAGCUAUCAACCAUCACAGGACAGAUUCAUUUCUUUAGUAGUGGUAUUUUUAAUACACAGUAAUACAGGAACAUAUAAGUUUGAUGCUGUGUAAAAUGUGGAGAAAAUGAAGACAUUGAAAACAUAGACAGCAAGUUAAAUGUGGACUAACAAAGGCGAGAAAAUAUUUCUUGGAUUUACUUUUACAGGGCUCUGAGUGAUUUUGCCACCUAAUUGUGAAAGUUUUCAUGUCUUCUUGAUUAUAGAUUUAUAAAGAAUAAGACAGAAAGCCUUCAAAAUUUCUAUCCUUCUUGGCUCAUAAAGGUAAUCGAACUUGGACAACAUGAGACUAAUUCACUCUUGAAUGAUAUCAGCAUGCUGCCAUUUUAUGAGCUGAUAAACAAGCAAGUUUGUUGUAGAUAACAUCAGAUAGACUUGGGUGGGUUCAGCUGAUCAAAAUUACACUUUAUACAGAAUUUCAUGAGUGUGUGCAAGCUGUAGAUGUGUGGCAUACUGCAGACAAUUUGCCCUUUGUGAUACAAAUUUUAAAAGAAAAACACCUGUUGAACAUAAUAAUAUAAAAAGAAUUUGUUUUUAGUUGGAGACAACAACAGAAAAUAUUGUCUAAAAUGUGGGAAGAUAUAAUUACAGUUGCCUUCUGGCAACCAGUACUCUUUUAAAUAUUAGAAAAACAAUAUGCCUUUCAUUACUCACAGUGAUACUAGUAACAAUUUUCUGUGUGUGAAUUCAGAAUAAUGGAGCUAUUAUGUUCAAUAAAUUUCAUUCAUGUGUUAGUUAACAAAAUAAAUGUGUUUGUGUGUAGCCUGAACUCGUAUUAUUAAACUCUGAAUUUGGUUAACAUGUUAACAAAUGCCAGUGACAGGUCAGUCAAUCAUAGCUGAUUCAGUCUUUCACACUGAAGGGUGGAAAUACUUGAACUCUCUCAGAGUGCAAAGUUCACUUGGUACAUUAGUUUCUGUGACAGUGUCUCUUAAGGUCAUGUGUCUGCUGGUGACAUGCAUGCUUGAUUAUUAUUUUUGUGCACUGCAACACAUCCUGUGAUAUUAAACUGUCAUGAUUAUAUAAA
Molecule: messenger RNA, 5450 nt
Organism: Schistocerca piceifrons (Central American locust)
Lineage: Eukaryota; Metazoa; Arthropoda; Insecta; Orthoptera; Acrididae
Gene: Ehbp1
Product: EH domain-binding protein 1
Exons: 24
Coding region: 352-3387 (1011 amino acids)
Molecular function (GO): protein binding
Source: RefSeq, a predicted model, not a curated record